CUUUAUACUUCCUUCCCAUCAUCUUCAUAACAAUAAACAUUAUGGAACAAAGUAUCGAAUUAGUGGCAAAGAAUUGCGGAAACGAGUUGAACUCUUUCCAAAGAUGCAUUUUAUCACAUAGAGGAGAUCAAGAUGGAGGGGAAUCAGCAUGUGAAGCAGAAAGACAAACAUUAUCAAAAUGUGCAGCAAAUGCUGUACCUUUGGUAGCAACAGUCAAAAGUCGAUGUCAAUCACAAAUACGUGCUUAUGAUGCUUGUUUAUUGGCGGGAAGAUCGGAUGAUGAUGAACAAAUCACUCAAAGAUGUACACCCGCUCUUAAAGCUCUUUGGCAAUGCACAGAAGCUGUAAAGAGGGAAGAAUUGAUCAAAUCGGGAGGUGCUCCUCAAGGCGGUGAAUCUCUACAGAGACCCGUUUAGAGAUGUGCUUCAUUUGGAUAGCAUUGUUUAUUUCAUCUGUACUCUUAAUGCAUUGAAUGUUGUACAAUUUAAAAAGAUAGUAGUAGGUAUAGC
Messenger RNA from Meira miltonrushii, 509 nucleotides. RefSeq lists its product as uncharacterized. NCBI's taxonomy places the organism in Eukaryota, Fungi, Basidiomycota, Exobasidiomycetes, Exobasidiales, Brachybasidiaceae. The coding region runs from base 42 to 416 and encodes 124 amino acids. The record is from RefSeq and is a predicted model, not a curated record. The transcript is spliced from 2 exons.